Molecule: messenger RNA, 1110 nt
Organism: Fusarium keratoplasticum
Lineage: Eukaryota; Fungi; Ascomycota; Sordariomycetes; Hypocreales; Nectriaceae
Product: AP-endonuc-2 domain-containing protein
Exons: 1
Coding region: 1-1110 (369 amino acids)
Source: RefSeq, a predicted model, not a curated record
AUGCCUCACCACCCACUUCCAAAUCAGCUCGGCAUUGCAACACUGUCGCUGGGCCACUGUACAAAGCACAAGCUCCGAGAUCGCAUCCGAGCAGCUGCAGAAGUUGGCUUCGACGUCAUUGACCUCUUUGACGAGGACUGGGCGGCAUACCUUUCAGAAAAUGGCCUUGAUUCGACUGAUCCUUGGGAGGCUACUGAGUCAAAGCUCCGUGUAGCGCAACAGCUGCGCGAGCUGAUUGAGUCUCAUGGCAUGAGAAUCGCCUGCACACAGCCACUGAGGGAUAUUGAAGGAAAUCUGGACCCCAGAGCCAGACAGGCAGCGAUGCAUCGGGCUACCGCCAGAUUCCCAUUCAUGCGCGCUUUUGAUACCGAUCUUGUCUUCAUGUGCAGCAGUAUGCGGCCAGAUGACGGGAAAAUAGCAACCGCCGACUUUCAGACUGUUGUGAGGGACUUGGCAGAGCUAGGGGACCUUGCCGCUGAGUUCUCCAGGAAGGAUGGUGGAAAGCAGAUACGUAUCGGCUAUGAACCACUUUCCUGGGCACGCAGGAAUACCUGGGCUUCCGCCUGGGAGGUUGUCCGUGCAGUGGACCGCCCAAACGUGGGCAUCAUCUUGGACACGUUCAACAUUCUCGCCGUCGAGUUCGCAGAUCCAUACUCCACCGUUGGAGAGGGCAGCAUGCUGUACGCUUCGCGAGACCAAGCCCUUCGGGUCCUCGGCGAGUCGAUGGCAUCCAUGGCAACGACUGUCAGACCAGAGAAACUUUUCUUCGUACAGGUCGCCGAUGCCGAGAGGAUGGCAGGUCGAGGCUUCAAACUGGCGGAAGAUCAAAGCGUGCCCCGGUUAUUACCGUGGUCACGCUCGCAUCGACUGUUCCCCGAGGAACAGAGGCGGGGAGGAUAUUUGCCAGUUGAGAUGGUGGUGUCUGCAAUUUUAAAGAUGGGAUACACUGGGCCUUUAUCCCUGGAGGUAUUCUCUCAUUCACUGCACAUUCCGGGGCGAGAGGUUCCCCUUCAACUGGCAACGCGAGGAAUCACUGGGUUGAAGUCUCUUCUCGACAGGGCGGCCCAGAAGCCAGGCAAGCACCAUGAUGAUUCCAGGGCGAAGCUUUGA